Penicillium taxi is the source of this 399-nucleotide messenger RNA. Its product is annotated as cytochrome c oxidase subunit VIa. The record is from RefSeq and is a predicted model, not a curated record. Gene Ontology annotation, cellular component: mitochondrial inner membrane. The coding region runs from base 1 to 399 and encodes 132 amino acids. Gene Ontology annotation, biological process: mitochondrial electron transport, cytochrome c to oxygen. Gene Ontology annotation, molecular function: enzyme regulator activity. The transcript has 5 exons. NCBI's taxonomy places the organism in Eukaryota, Fungi, Ascomycota, Eurotiomycetes, Eurotiales, Aspergillaceae.
AUGUUCACCCGCAACAUUGCUCGUCUGUCUCAGCGCGCCGCUCCUCUGCGCUCGGCUGCUCAGCGUCGCUUUAACAGCGUCGAGGCCAAGCCCUCUUGGAUCGCCGACAACGAAUUCAACCGUGAGCGUGCUGCUGUCAAGCACCAUGCUUCCUCCACUAGCGGCUUGUGGUUCAAGCUCUCACUCUGCGUUAUCCCUGUCCUGAUCGGUGGUAGCAUCAACGCCUACUCCCUCUGGAACGAGCACUGGGAGCACUGGGCCCACAUGCCUCCUCUCGAGGAGCGCACCGAGUACCCUUACCAGAACUGCCGCACCAAGAACUUCCCCUUCGGUGACGGUGAUAAGACCAUUUUCUGGAACUCCAGCGUCAACUACCACAACAAGGACAAGGCUACCUAA